Elaeis guineensis (African oil palm) is the source of this 984-nucleotide messenger RNA. Lineage: Eukaryota; Viridiplantae; Streptophyta; Magnoliopsida; Arecales; Arecaceae. The record is from RefSeq and is a predicted model, not a curated record.
AUGUCUCUUUCUUCAUUUAUCGAGCCAACAUGUCCAUUUCUUCUCUUCAGCGGGAAUGCGCGGCCGAAGAUGACACUCUCCAACUUUCUCAAGAUAAUGGCUUUGGCACUACUAGAGCCUGUGCUUGACCAAAGUUUCUAUUACAUGGGGACCAAGAACACGAAUGCAAGCUUCGCAUCUGCCCUUUACAACAUACUUCCUGCUGUGACCUUUGUUAAUGCCAUUCUUCUCAGAAUGGAGAAGAUAGAUAUCAAGAAACGGCAUAGCCAAGCCAAGAUCGUCGGGACUCUGGUGACUCUGGUUGGUGCAUUGCUCAUGAUUCUAUACAAAGGACAGGUGGUAGAAUUUAUUUGGACAAAGGGACGCAACCACCACAACAAUAACACUGGCAGCCAAGAUGAUAGCCACUGGCUUGAAGGCGUGUUCAUGCUAUUAUUUAGCUGCUUCUGUUGGUCUGCUUUCUUUUUACUACAAUCACAUACACUGAAGUCCUAUCCAGCAGAGCUUUCCUUGACCACCUGGAUAUGCUUCAUGGGUGCGGUGCAAAGUGGUGCAGUUGCUCUCGUAAUGGAGCAUGAAGCCAAGCCAUGGUUGAUAGGAUUUGACUUGAGACUCCUAACGGCCGCUUACUCCGGAAUAAUGUGCUCUGGUAUCACAUACUAUAUUCAAGGAAAAGUGAUGAAGGAAAGGGGCCCUGUCUUCGUGACUGCAUUUAACCCUCUAUGCAUGAUAAUAGUAGCUAUAAUGGGCUCCAUCAUUUUAGCAGAGGAGAUCACUUUGGGAAGGGUGGUUGGAGCAACUAUCAUAGUUAUUGGUCUCUACUCUCUGAUGUGGGGUAAGAGCAAGGAUCAUUUGACCCAAUCCUCAGAUGAUGAUGAGAAGAAAGGGGCAUUCGAGCUACCGAUUUCUGCGACUGAUGCGAUGAAAUCUAAUUCUGCUGACCAUGCCACUGUUGCAGAGAUUCCGUCCGCAAAUAGUCCUUGA